UCGAGAUCAGUCGUUCCCGUACCUGCGCGAACGGCACGGCAUCGGCGGGCUCGUCGUGCCAAGAUCACGACACGUGUCAAUCUGUGAUGGAUUCCGCUCUCAGCCCCUGUCUCACCCAAGUGGCGCACAGUUUGACACAUUCAGUUCCCGCCACCAGUCGGUCGAUCUACAGAGAGGCGGGAACUACCGAGUGCCGGCACGUGUCACGCCAAGGUUCACGCCACGCAUCCCGCCACGUUUCCCGCCACGUUUCCCGCCACGUGUCGUCAUCUUUAUCGGCCACGUGGAGAACUGAUACAUCCAAUAAUGAUGAGGUACAGCGAGCGACUUACCGACCAGCCGCUCUGUCAGUCUCGUUCCAAGAGCACACAGCUGUGGGGCAAGAUGUCCUGCGACCGGUCCUGCGACCAGUCCUGCGUUACCGAUCCCACAGAGUGGGAGUGUGUAGGACCUCAUCGACAUCGGCGUGGAAUCGCUGCCACGUGGACGUUCGGGGCUUGAUGGAUGGCGACUUCAGGAAUACUCUCAAGGUGCCAAAUGCCACGUGGCAUGCCUGCGAGGGAGGAGAGCUGCAUCCACGGAGAAAUGCAACAACACGAGAGCUGUCGAUCUUGCCGCAGGAUGAUGAGGAGGAGCUUUUCAAGAUCAAGAGAGAUGAGGGAUGCUUCAAGGGGGUGAUAGGCCAUCGAAUCGCGCUCAAACUGUUAGAGGAGGCUCUCCGUAAAGGCGACUUGGCGAACACCUACCUGUUCCACGGGCCAGCUGGCAUUGGCAAGCACCUGGUGGCACGGCGAUUCGCUACUGCAAUUCUGAGCCUUCAUUCUGACAAAAUGAAUGUGGCUGACAUGUAUGUGUCUACAGCCGGCGGUGCGUUCGGUGUAGAUGAGGCCCGAGAACUCCGACGGUUCUUGGGAAGCACUGGAUGGACUUCUUGCAAGGUGGCUGUCAUUGAUUGCGACCGCAUGACAGAGGCUGCAGCAAAUGCUCUCCUUCUCACACUAGAAGACCGCGAAGGCUGCUCAGUGGUAAUUCUCGUUGCUUCGGACGUAACACAUCUUCCUCGACCACUGAUCUCUCGAUGUGCCAAGGUGCCGUUUCGACCACUGCUCGGCAAUUCUGAAAUGCGGGCCGUGCUCCAAGCCUGCAACAGUCCGAUCCUCGAUGUUGUCAAUGGCAAUGGCGUGGAAUUGGGGAGGGUGGCGAUUACCCAUCUAGGUCUGAAGAGAAGUCCUCAGGUUAGCGACAGCACGGAGGCAGGUCGACCAGAAGAGAAAAAAUCUGAACACAUGAAGCGUCGAUCGAGAAGCAAGAGUGCUGACACUGCUACAAAGGGUGAUGAUGAUGACGGUGGUGGUGGUGGUGGUGAGAAGGACGAUCGUGAUGAUGAAGACGACCGUAGUCAUGUUCGUGAGAAUGGGGGAGGCGGCCCCGUGCGGACACGUUCUGGAGCAUCUGAUUGGUGGGAAAAGGAGGUGGCCUCGUCUGUUCUAGCCAUGGCAAGAGGCCGACCAGGAUUGGCGAUGGAUGGGUGGGAAACACUUGUCGCCAUCCCUGAUGAUGUGGCCAUCAAAUUGAAAUCAGUGAAGAACGAAUGGGACUCUCUCCAAGCUGCUGUCGAGAUUAGCCGAAGUUGCACGAUGCAUUGCCAACACUGGCUGAUUCAGCUUCUGCAAAGUCAACUCUGGGAGGAAUGGAGAUCCAAACCAAAAGCCAAGGAGAGCGAAAAGCUGGUUAGGAAGUUUCACGCUCUGGAAGCAGCUCAGAAAGCACUUCAAUCACAUGUUUCUCCCCGCCUUGUUUGGGAUGUCCUCCUCUUUCGCCUGUGUUUAGAGAAAUGACAUAGGCACCCAGUGCAGGUCGGGCAAUUACUGCUAUAUACCUCAGAGGAGAACGCCAUAGGUAAGAAGUUGCUUGAGGUGAUGAAGGCAUGGAUUGCGAUAAAGAUUGUGGCAGAGG
Molecule: messenger RNA, 1956 nt
Organism: Chara braunii
Lineage: Eukaryota; Viridiplantae; Streptophyta; Charophyceae; Charales; Characeae
Source: the annotation of a GenBank genome assembly